Molecule: messenger RNA, 231 nt
Organism: Eimeria necatrix
Lineage: Eukaryota; Apicomplexa; Conoidasida; Eucoccidiorida; Eimeriidae
Product: small nuclear ribonucleoprotein, putative
Exons: 2
Coding region: 1-231 (76 amino acids)
Biological process (GO): spliceosomal snRNP assembly; RNA processing
Cellular component (GO): U5 snRNP; catalytic step 2 spliceosome; commitment complex
Molecular function (GO): RNA binding
Source: RefSeq, a predicted model, not a curated record
AUGGCGAAAGUUGCUUCCGUCGGAAUUCCCGUCAAACUCCUCCACGAGGGGCUCGGCCACACCAUCACUGUGGAAACCAAGACCGGCUCGCUCUACCGAGGCACUCUCGAAAAUGCAGAAGACAAUAUGAACAUGCUCAUCCAGGGCGUGACGGUGACCCACAAGGACGGCAAGGUCCUUUCCCUGGAGCAGGUCUACAUCCGCGGCAGCCAAGUAGGGUUUAGGGUUUAG